Molecule: messenger RNA, 720 nt
Organism: Stylonychia lemnae
Lineage: Eukaryota; Ciliophora; Spirotrichea; Sporadotrichida; Oxytrichidae
Source: the annotation of a GenBank genome assembly
AUGAUAUAAAGUUUGGAUACUUUCACUAGACAAUAAAGCAAUAAUCACUUAUAGAAUUAAGAGACAGAUUAGUAAUCUGGCAGAUCAACUCAUUCAAGACUGCUGUUCAAUAUAACUACGCCCAGAAAUAGAAUUACUCCUUCCCCUGCUUUAAUUCACCCUAUCAUAUUUGAAAAAGAAAACUAAAAAAUAGAAGAAGUAGAAGAAAAUGAAACCAUUAUCCCAGCUAGAAACGCUAGAGUUUCUCUUCAAAUAAACUAAUCCAAAAUCGGUAGUGCAUAAUCUAUACAAAAUCAGUAGCAAUCCUAAUCUAUAACUAUCCCCAAAAUUAAUUUUGAUAAUUUAGCUACAAGAAGUAUCAAAGGUGCCAAUAACUUAGACUUAAAAUAAGAAAAGCAUAAAACUUAAAAAUCAAUUACAAUGCAACAAAGAAGAAAAGCUUAGUAAGCGUAUAGGUAUUUAACAGUAUAUAGGGAUCCAGCACUUACUGAAAAGAUUAUAAAGAAAGUCACAAAACAGACUAAAUGCAAAAAAGCAUAAAGGGAGUGCAACAACUGCUUGAAAAGGUGUCAUAACAGAUUCUUAUGUCGGCAGAGGUCUAAUAGAAAAGAGCGGUGGGAUUUAUUUAUUAUGAUACUUGCCACUUGGAAUGUAUAUCUCCUCCCAGUUGAAGUUUCAUUCGAACCAGAAGUAAUUAUAUAAACUGGAUAAUAUAUCUGA